AUGGAGGGGGGCUAUGAGCGGUUCUCCUCCGAGUACCCCGAGUUCUGCUCCAAAACCAAGUCGCUGAGCAGCGGCCCCCCGUCCGGCGCCGAGGGCCUGGAUCCAGGCUGCAGCUCCUGCGGGACCCCCCUGCACGACCAGGGCGGCCCGGUGGAAAUCCUGCCCUUCCUCUAGCUCGGCGCGGUGCAGGAGCGGCGCGGUCGCGUCCUCGUGCACUGCCAGGCCGGCAUCUCCCGCUCGGCCACCAUCUGCCUGGCCUACCUGAUGAUGAAGAAGCGCGUGCGGCUGGAGGAGGCCUUCGAGUUCGUGAAGCAGCGGCGCAGCGUCAUCUCGCCCAACUUCAGCUUCAUGGGGCAGCUGCUGCAGUUCGAGGCGCAGGUGCUGGCCUCGUCGUGCGCCGCCGAGGCCGCCAGCCCGCCAGGCGCCGCGUCCGCCCCCGCCUCGCCCUUCGUCUUCAGCUUCCCGGUGCCCGUGGGGGCGCCGGGCAGCCUGCCCUACCUGCACAGCCCCAUCACCACGUCGCCCAGCUGCUAG
Tinamus guttatus (white-throated tinamou) is the source of this 534-nucleotide messenger RNA. The record is from RefSeq and is a predicted model, not a curated record. Lineage: Eukaryota; Metazoa; Chordata; Aves; Tinamiformes; Tinamidae.